This is a messenger RNA of Emiliania huxleyi CCMP1516, 900 nucleotides long. RefSeq lists its product as hypothetical. The transcript has a single exon. Gene Ontology annotation, molecular function: protein binding. The annotation marks the transcript as partial. Lineage: Eukaryota; Haptophyta; Isochrysidales; Noelaerhabdaceae. The record is from RefSeq and is a predicted model, not a curated record.
CUGACCAACUUGAACCUCCAUGGUAACAGCAUCGGCGCAGAGGGCGCAAAGGCAAUCGGCGAGGCGCUCGCGGUCAAUGGGGUUCUGACCAAUUUGAACCUCUACGGGAACGAGAUUGGCGACGAGGGCGCCACUGCGAUCGCCGAGGCGCUGCGCGGCAAUGGGGUGCUGAAAGAGCUCGACCUCGACUGCAACGAGAUCGGCGACGAGGGUGCCAAGGAGCUGGCUUCCGCUCUGCGCUUCAACGGGGUGCUGGCCGAGCUCGACUUGUCGGGCAGCCCAUUUGGCGUCGGCGGCAUUGGCGACGAGGGUGCCAAGGCGCUAGCAUCCGCUCUUCGCGUCAACGGGGUGCUGACCACCCUCGAGCUCGGCAACAACAACAUCGGCGACGAGGGUGCCAAGGCGAUUGGCGGCGCCCUCGCGGUCAAUGGGGUGCUGAAAAAUCUCGACCUCGGCGACAACGAGAUCGGCGACGAGGGCGCGAAGGCGAUCGGCGGCGCUCUCGCAGUCAACGGGGUGCUGACCUCCUUGGAUGUGCGCGACAACGAGAUCGGCUCCACCGGCGCCGCCGCGAUCGCCGAGGCGCUGUGCGGCAACGGGGUGUUAAAAACGCUCGUCCUCGGCCGCAACAGCAUCGGCGACGAGGGCGCCAAGGCGAUCGGCGAGGUGCUCGCGGUCAACGGGGUGCUGACCAAACUCUCGCUCUAUCAGAACGACAUUGGUGACGAGGGCGCCAAGGCGCUGGCCUCCGCUCUGCGCGUCAACGAGGCUCUGACUGAGCUGCGCCUCAGCCGCAACAACAUCCGCGACAAGGGCGCGGCCGCGAUCGCCGAGGCGCUGCGCGGCAACGGGGUGCUGACCAAAAUCAUGCUCGAUGGCAACAACUUGGGCAACGAGGGG